AUGGCUUCCUAUAGUGGCACUUGCAAUUGUGGUUCUGUAACUGUCACACUCGCUGUAACCCCUUCUAUGACUUAUGCGUGCCAUUGCUUGAACUGUCGUCGUGCCGGUGGACCUUUCUCGAUUAAUUAUAUUCUUAGCGAAGACGAAGUGACGGUUCAGGAUUCCCAUGAUUCAAGAGAGCAGUAUAUUGACGUGAACACGAUAUCCAAAGCCACUGUGAGGAGAACAUUUUGCCAAAUGUGUGGGAGCCCUCUCUACAGCCAGUUGGAAAGUAUGGCGGGAACAUUCUUUAUCAAGGCUUCUUUGUUUGAUGAGAUAACUCCGACAAAAACAGAUGUUUUCCAAGAUCGGCAGAUUCAUUGGAUUUGA
Trichoderma asperellum CBS 433.97 is the source of this 369-nucleotide messenger RNA. The record is from RefSeq and is a predicted model, not a curated record. Lineage: Eukaryota; Fungi; Ascomycota; Sordariomycetes; Hypocreales; Hypocreaceae.